Messenger RNA from Cynoglossus semilaevis (tongue sole), 3587 nucleotides. RefSeq names its product zinc finger, MYND-type containing 19 (gene zmynd19). The record is from RefSeq and is a predicted model, not a curated record. Gene Ontology annotation, cellular component: synapse; membrane; cytoplasm. The coding region runs from base 292 to 975 and encodes 227 amino acids. NCBI's taxonomy places the organism in Eukaryota, Metazoa, Chordata, Actinopteri, Pleuronectiformes, Cynoglossidae. The transcript has 6 exons.
AAAUACAAGACUGGAUUCUGAUUGGACAGCGAGGCGAGCGGCUCUUUAUGCUCCGCCCCAGAAUCGGCAGCAGCAGUAGCUCUGGUCUUUCCUGCGCCAGCGUCGGCAGCUGUGUGUGUGUCACGGAGGUUGAGCCCGAGCUGCCGGAAAGACCCACUGUCAGCGCCAAACAUCCUGCCAGUUUACCCAAAACUGGCAUCGAAGCUACAGGCCGCACUGGCGAGAUUAACGCCGGAAUAACGUUCAGGUUCAAUCCCAAACCACCCUCUGUCACCACUGGCCAUCCCCCUGAUGUCGGACUUUAAGCUCGGGAUCGUCCGGCUUGGACGUGUGGCCGGGAAGACAAAAUACACACUAAUUGAUGAGCAGGACAUACCACUGGUGGAGAAUUACGCCUUUGAGGCACGAAUGGAAGUAGAUGCUGACGGCAACGGAGCCAAGAUCUUUGCUUAUGCAUUUGACAUCGGCAAAGGUCGCUGGGCAGGGAGACCUUUGCAUGAGCUGUUAUGGGAGAAGCACAGAGGCGGCAUCGCACCCAGUUUUCAAGUCAUCCACAUCAACUCCGUGACAGUGGACAACAGGCUGGACAACCUGCGACUGGUGCCUGUGGGAUGGAGUCCCAAACCGGAGGAGAUCUCUAGCAAGCAAAGAGAGCAGUCUCUGUACUGGCUGGCCAUCCAGCAGGUGCCGGCCGACCCAGUGGAGGAGCAGUAUUUGGAGUUGAGUCGCACACGAUACUACAACGCCAACGGGGAGCUGGUGGAGGAAGAGGAGUGCUCCUGCACCUACUACGAGUGUCAUUAUCCUCCCUGUUCACUCAUUGAGAGGAGGCUCCGGGAGUUCAACAUCUGCGGUCGCUGCCAGGUGGCGCGCUACUGUGGCUCCCAGUGUCAGCAGAGAGACUGGCCGGCCCACAAGAAGCAGUGUCGCGAACGCAAGCGGGUGCUGGCCCUGGAGUCGGAGCCCGAACGGUGAUCUGCCUUCAUCCUCGUCUGGGAGAGGAUGAGGGGAACUGUGGGGACGGAGACGGGGCCAGGGUUUGACUUCUGGGUGGGCUGCGGGGUAUGAAGAGCAACAUGGGGAAAUAAAAAAACAAAAUCUGAGAAGAGACUGAGGACAGAGGACAUUUGUCAGUUGCUUGGAUUCCAAUGGCAAAGCGAACAGAGGGGAGAACAAAGCAAAAAGACAUCUGCCACUUCCCAGAACUGGUAGCUCACCAUAGCUUGCUUUUCAUCCGGAUGAUGACAAAAAGUGUAUUAUUAUUAUUAUUUUAUUUUAUUUUUGUGUGUUAUUUUUUUUUUUGUUUUUUUUUCUCGAAGAGGCAGACCCUCGAUCUACCUGCUGCUAUGGAUUUAUGUGUGACUGGACAUAAGGGGGGAGGGGUUGUCUGGUUGAUGGACUGGACAAGCUGCUUUUGGACCACAGUCGAAACACGGACGGUCGUCGUCAUUCAGUAGCGUUCUCUGCCCGGCCGACGGGUGUGGUGACGUCUGAGCAAAAAAAACAAAAAAAAACCACGGCGAACCCAAGGGGGUACAGUACCUGUCGUUCAACCGGUACAAAAAAAAUGGACACGGACCUUUUCACUGUAUCGCUCCUUCUCUGACCUCGCUGGUGUGCAACGGCUGCUGUGGUCACGAUCAUCGGCACCUUCGCCACCUCCCCGUCCUCCGUCACGCAGCCAGCCACGACACGCAUCAGACUUCACUGAACGAACCACACUAACAGUAUUGUGUGGCUGUGUGUAUGAAUGUGUGUGUGUGUGUGUGUGUGUCUGUGUGUCUUGCCAAUAUGAACUGAAGGACGUUUUGAAAUGUUAACAUGGGUAACGGGCCAGACUAAUGUAUGACUGUUGUGUUCUUACAGGGGCCAUAUGACACACUUUUAAAUUUCAUAUUUAAUCAUAAACUGGUGGGUUACAGAUUUUCACUGUUCUCUAAUAAAGUAGUUGCCAAGUGAAGGCUUUUUUUUUUCUUCCUCCUUUCGAUCCGUUUGUUCUGUUCUUUUUCUGAGUCAAAUUUUUUCUGAUUUUUAUCACCGUUUAUUGUGCUGUACAAAAAAUUUCGUUGCCUAAAAUAUGAAAGUUUAUCACAUUUAAAUAAUUCUGCGUCUUCAUAGGCUCACAGGCUAGUGCGGAAGAUGCUGGUUCCGGUGACGUUUGCUACUUACAGGGGUUAUGUUUUUUUAUUAUUAUUAUUAUAGAGUUCUAAUCACUCGCUGAUGAUCACAUUUCUUCAUUGUUUUUGUCAUAAAUCAAUUUGGAUACAAACCUGUCUUCUGAGCUGUAUGGUUUAUCUGCAGGACUGUUCUCUGGAUGUUUAGAGCAGGGCUUGGCCCCUUAUUGUAAGAGUUUACUUUGAGGUUAUUUUUUAUUAAAGAAAAUCUACAGAUAGAGCUAUAUUUAUUUAAAACCUUUGUUUGUGAAAACUGUUUUUGUCCUGGUGAUUUCUGGAAGCAGAUCUGGUGAAAAUGUUGAGGGGUUCGAACCUCACUGCCACGUCGUUUCUGUGGCGGAGAGGAGAGUAAAUGUUUCACCGUUGUUGUUCGUAGCUUGUUUUUUUUUCUAAGGCCGAAAAAUCCAGAUUCUACACGUGAACGCCUCGCGCUUUCACUUGUCACUAAACUCUUCCACGUGAGGGACGUUUCUGAGUGUGAAACUUGAACAACUAGUAUUUUUUUUUUUGAUUUGUGUAAGUUUGUGUUAAUGGAACAGUUUUCCGGAUUGGUCCUUUAAAACUCUGAUUCCCAACCACUGGGCCGUAGCUAGCUAGUGUUCCAUGAGAGAUCGUCAGGUGCGCUGUGGAAAAAAAGUUUUGCUUAAUUUGUCUAAAAACUAUUAUAGUCUUUAUUCAUCAGUGCUACGGUGAACAGUAGAACCAUUAAACACUCUGUCACUAGGUGGCAGCAUAUGACUUAAAAACUUAAAGGAAAAGACAAAUCUUUGUGUCUUUCUUCAAUUCCUAGGAGUAUAUCAAUAUUGUGUUCAACUAAACAGGACUAGGUUGAAGUAUGUAAAUUAAAGUUCCUUUUUUCAAAUUCCUUUUGGGAAAUUUUACGGCAUGGUGCACCAUGGGAUUUUUCUGUCGUAAAUAAUAUGCUAUGGCUCAAGAAGGGUUGGGAAACACUGUUUUAAAACACAACAAACAGUCCGGGUGAAUUUGUUGAGUGACGGUCGUUCCUUCCAUCACCUGCCUUCCUUGUUAUUACCCAGAGUGCACCUGCUUCAACGUGUCCUCCUGUGUCUUAGCGGAUGAGCGCAGACACUUACUGCACAUGUAAUUCACACACGUACCUGCAACUUGAUUGUUUCUUUUAUAUCUAUACGUGUGAGUGUGCGAGAGCCAGGUUUUCACCACUGCACUAAAACCUGGCUCUCCUGUCGAUGACUCUGUGUGCUUUUAUGAGAAGGAUGUGUUUUGAACAGCCUGUACAGAUUGUCCCUGAAAAUCACUUUUUGUUUUGUAAGAAUAUACACAAUAAUCGCCUAGAAACAAGAGCUACAAUAUGUGAAUGACAGUACAGUUGGGGAUAACUGAUAGCUUCUUUUCCUAUGUAAAAUGAUAAAUAAUAAAUAAAAUGAAACCUCA